GGUGUUUUUGACAGUUUUGAUUGUAGUUUCGUUAAAACUAAUUGCAAUGCCGACUGUAUCAAAUUAGAAAUGGCUGCCACCAAAUGUGGGUCAGUGAGAUCAAAAUCAAGCAAGCUUGUUGUAGCAGCGAUUGAUUUCGGCACGACAUUUACUGGAUAUGCCUAUGCAAUGCGAGAUGAUUUUAAGGCAGACCCGCCGAAGAUAAGUGCCAAUACAUCAUGGUACGCCGGUGGUCAGCUUUUCACACUGAAAACACCGACUGUUUUGUUGCUAGACCCCAAACAAAAUUUCGAGGCUUUUGGUUUUGACGCUGAAGACCGAUAUGCUGAGCUUGCCGCUGACAAUGACCACAAGGGAUACUUCUACUUUCGGAGGUUAAAGUUGAAGCUAUACAACUCCACAAACAUUGACCGUGACACAAUGGUGGAAGAUGAACAAACGAAGAAAAUGAAUGCUAUUAAAGUGUUCAGCAUCUGCAUCAAAUACCUCAUGGAGCACUUCAUGAAGAACAUUAAAAACAGGGUUUUAGAGAUAUCUGAGAAAGACGUAGACUGGGUACUGACUGUACCAGCUAUCUGGAAUAACAGUUCGAAACAGUUCAUGAGAGAGGCCGCCGAAAUGGCUGGCAUGAAGAAGGACUCAUUAACCAUUGUACUUGAGCCGGAAACUGCCUCUUUAUUUUGCAUGCACCUUCCUAUCGAGCAGCUAAACAUGACCGGAGCUUCUUUGUCUCAGUCCCAAAUGUCACCUUUCUCAAUUGGUCAACGCUAUAUGGUGGUCGAUGUCGGAGGUGCUACAGUGGAUAUCAACGUUAUCGAGUUGGUGGGAGAAGGGCAACUGAAGGUGCAUAACAUGACCAGUGGCGCGACUUGGGGAGGAACUCGUGUUGAUGCAGCAUUCGAGGAUUUCAUGAGAAAACUUGUUGGAAAGGAAGUUUUUGACGAGUUCAAGAAGACAUUUGUUGAAGAUUUUGUUGAAUUUCAAAGGCAAUUCGAGACAAAGAAACGUUGCAUAACACACGACAAAAAGGGGAAAGAGACGAUCCAAAUUCCGAUUGCUUUGACAGAAAUUUAUAAAAGUAAAACAAAGAAAAACAUGGAAGCGGCGGUCAAGCAGUUUCAAGGCAAUUUGACAUGGACUGCUGGAAGAUUGCGCGUAAAUUGCGAUUUCAUGCGAGGAUGGUUUAAAGACACCUGUGAUAAUACAGUUAAGCAUGUACGGGAUCUAUUCCGACAACCUGCAGUGCUCAGUUGCGAGACCAUACUUCUUGUUGGUGGAUAUGCAGAGUCAUCGGUGCUACAACAAGCUUUUCGAGAUAAUUUUCCCAACAAGCGGCUCAUCGUGCCUGAAGAAGCUGGACUUGCGGUGCUCAAGGGCGCCGUUCUGUUUGGCCAUCUCAAACCACAUCUUAGCAUUGUGAACUGUUCCUCUGAUUGUUUUUCUGAAGAUAAGGAAAAGAGUACCAAACCAGUCCAAACGAUUAUUGUUGCUGCAAUAGACUUCGGAUCGGCGUUCUCAGGAUUCGCCUUUGCAGAAAGAGAUGACUUGAAAACUGUCAGUGAGAAUCCAAAAAUCAUCACUGGGACGGGGUUUGUGAGUGGACAACUGAUUUCCCAUAAAACUCCCACAGUGCUUUUGCUGAACCCAGACAAGUCAUUUGCGGCGUUUGGGUAUACAGCAGAAGAAAUGUACAGUACUUUGUUUGAAGAUGACAGGGAAAGAAAAACCUCAAGCCACAGAUCUUACUACUACUUCCGGCGCUUGAAGAUGAUGCUUCAUAGCCCCGACAGGCCUAUGACGUUGAGCAGAGAUGAGCAGAGAUGUUGA
This is a messenger RNA of Mya arenaria, 1827 nucleotides long. RefSeq names its product heat shock 70 kDa protein 12B-like. Bases 70 to 1827 code for a protein of 585 amino acids. Gene Ontology annotation, molecular function: ATP-dependent protein folding chaperone; ATP binding. The transcript is spliced from 9 exons. The record is from RefSeq and is a predicted model, not a curated record. NCBI's taxonomy places the organism in Eukaryota, Metazoa, Mollusca, Bivalvia, Myida, Myidae.